AUGGAGGACGGUCCGAAGCGGAAAGAGAUGAGAUCAAUGGAGAAGCAAAAGAAGGCGGAGAAAGCGGUGGCUUUACUCUUCUAUCUCUCUACCUUCUCUAAUCUAAUCAGUGAGAAAGGGAAGUGGAAGACGAGCAGACAGAGAGGAGGAGUUGAGGAGAGAGAGUGCCGGGGCAUUUCAUGGACAGCCUUUUUAGCAGUUCUACUGGCUGGAUUCGUACUGUUCGAGUCAGUGACGAAUCGUGAGAUAGCCGGCGAAGAUGAAAACCAUCCUGUCCUCGAGGGCGUCACUGUGAAGGUGAACGCUAAGAUCAUGGAGGUGGAGGGCCCGUGUGGCAAGCUCACCUGUGACUUCAAGCAUCUCAAUCUCGACUUCGAGCUCAUUCAGGGCGGGAAGAAGCUGAAGGUGGACACUUGGUUCGGGUCUCAGAAGACUACGACCGCCAUCCGCACCUCCUUAAGCCACAUCGAGAACCUGGUCACGGGGGUCAUAAAGGGGUACCACUACAAAAUGCGGUUGGUCUAUGCCCACUUUCCCAUCAAUGCUUCCAUCACUCCCAACAAUGGCUGCAUUGAGAUCAGGAACUUCCUUGGGGAGAAAAAGGUUCAUAAAGUUGAUAUGCUUGAAGAGGUUAAAAUUUUCCGAUCUGAGAAGGUCAAGGACAAGCUUGUCCUUGAGGGAAACGAUGUUGAACUCGUCUCUCGCUCCGUAGCCUUGAUCAACUAGAA
Zingiber officinale is the source of this 728-nucleotide messenger RNA. Its product is annotated as 60S ribosomal protein L9-like. NCBI's taxonomy places the organism in Eukaryota, Viridiplantae, Streptophyta, Magnoliopsida, Zingiberales, Zingiberaceae. The record is from RefSeq and is a predicted model, not a curated record. The transcript is spliced from 2 exons. Gene Ontology annotation, cellular component: ribosome; cytosolic large ribosomal subunit. The coding region runs from base 1 to 726 and encodes 241 amino acids. Gene Ontology annotation, molecular function: rRNA binding; structural constituent of ribosome. Gene Ontology annotation, biological process: cytoplasmic translation.